AGCUUCAAGGACACAAUCCUCAACGAUAUCUUUCACUGACUCUCCGCUCUCUCAAAAGUCCAAAAUCCUCCAACUCCGAUCCUUUUUUACCGGCGAUAAUCUCCGAUCUAGAUCCGAUGGCCAAGGAACCAGUUCGUGUUCUCGUCACUGGAGCUGCAGGACAAAUUGGAUAUGCUCUUGUACCAAUGAUUGCAAGGGGAAUCAUGCUUGGUGCUGACCAGCCUGUUAUCCUCCACAUGUUGGAUAUUCCUCCUGCUGCUGAAGCACUUAACGGUGUCAAGAUGGAGUUGAUCGAUGCUGCUUUCCCUCUUCUCAAAGGUGUUGUUGCUACAACUGAUGCCGUUGAAGGAUGUACUGGAGUCAACGUUGCUGUUAUGGUUGGUGGUUUCCCAAGGAAAGAAGGUAUGGAGAGGAAGGAUGUCAUGUCCAAGAAUGUCUCUAUUUACAAGUCUCAGGCUGCUGCAUUGGAGAAGCAUGCCGCUCCAAACUGCAAGGUUCUUGUUGUUGCCAACCCCGCAAACACCAACGCAUUGAUCCUGAAGGAAUUUGCACCAUCCAUCCCUGAAAAGAAUAUCACUUGUUUGACAAGGCUUGACCACAACAGGGCAUUGGGUCAGGUCUCUGAGAGGUUGAGCGUGCCAGUGUCUGAUGUUAAGAACGUGAUCAUUUGGGGAAACCACUCAUCCACACAGUACCCAGAUGUCAACCAUGCUAAAGUGCAGACCUCUUCUGGUGAAAAGCCUGUUCGUGAGCUCGUCAAGGACGAUGAAUGGUUGAACGGAGAAUUCAUCUCUACAGUUCAACAACGAGGAGCUGCAAUCAUCAAGGCUAGGAAGUUGUCUAGUGCACUUUCUGCUGCUAGCUCUGCUUGUGAUCACAUCCGUGACUGGGUCCUUGGAACUCCAGAGGGUACCUUUGUUUCCAUGGGAGUAUACUCCGAUGGUUCUUACAACGUUCCAUCAGGACUUAUCUACUCCUUCCCUGUAACCUGUCGCAAUGGAGAGUGGAGCAUUGUCCAAGGCCUUCCGAUCGAUGAAGUAUCAAGGAAGAAGAUGGAUUUGACUGCAGAGGAGCUCAAGGAAGAGAAGGACUUGGCGUACUCAUGCCUCUCUUAAACCAAUACUCUUCUUUUGAAGCCAUUUAAGAGUUGAGAUCGUUAAAAAGCUUGCUGCAAGGCUUUGUCGGAAUAAGAAAUGUCUUUUAAAAAAAAACUCCAAAAACACUGUUAUAGAACCUCUUUGUGGGUUUCUCUUUGAUGACUGAUGAGCAUUGUCCCUGGUCUGUUUCUAAACCAGGAUAUCGUUUAUUAUGUGUGUCUGAUUUGGUUUACCCAUAAAAAAGGAAAAUAGGCAAUUCCAUGGUUUAUCGUUUGUGCUCA
Messenger RNA from Camelina sativa (false flax), 1378 nucleotides. RefSeq names its product malate dehydrogenase 1, cytoplasmic. The record is from RefSeq and is a predicted model, not a curated record. Gene Ontology annotation, biological process: malate metabolic process. Gene Ontology annotation, molecular function: L-malate dehydrogenase (NAD+) activity. NCBI's taxonomy places the organism in Eukaryota, Viridiplantae, Streptophyta, Magnoliopsida, Brassicales, Brassicaceae.